This is a messenger RNA of Nannospalax galili (Upper Galilee mountains blind mole rat), 468 nucleotides long. It is a transcript of the gene Fbxo48, whose product is annotated as F-box protein 48. Gene Ontology annotation, molecular function: protein binding. The transcript has a single exon. The record is from RefSeq and is a predicted model, not a curated record. Gene Ontology annotation, cellular component: SCF ubiquitin ligase complex. NCBI's taxonomy places the organism in Eukaryota, Metazoa, Chordata, Mammalia, Rodentia, Spalacidae. Gene Ontology annotation, biological process: SCF-dependent proteasomal ubiquitin-dependent protein catabolic process. Bases 1 to 468 code for a protein of 155 amino acids.
AUGAAGAAAAAUUCCAAGAGGAACAAUAACUUGAGAGUUUCUGGCAUGGAAUUGAAUUCUGCAGAUUCUGAAAAGGGAAAAAUGGACAGCCAAAAUAACUUUGUUGAACGGCUACCUUUAGAAGUCACUUUUAAAAUUUUCAGUGAGCUAGACCUUCAGAGUUUGUGCAGAGCUUCCGUGACAUGCAAGAGUUGGAAUUCUGCAUUAAGAAAUUGUGACUCCUUAUGGAAACUACAUUGCUUGACUGUAAGAGCUGUGUGCCAAAGAGAAAUAGAUGAUGAUGUAGAAAAAGUUUACUCCUGGAGGGUAAUACUACUAAGAAAUUACCAGAAGAGUAAAGUGAGACAUGAGUGGCUAAGUAGCAGAUACAGUAACAUAUGUUCUCCUGUUAGCCUGCCGGAAAAUGUUAAGUGCCCAAUGGAUGCAUAUACAUGGGGUGAAAUUCUAGAAGCAGAACUGGAAAGAUAA